Molecule: messenger RNA, 2220 nt
Organism: Zea mays
Lineage: Eukaryota; Viridiplantae; Streptophyta; Magnoliopsida; Poales; Poaceae
Product: Heparan-alpha-glucosaminide N-acetyltransferase
Exons: 15
Coding region: 51-1655 (534 amino acids)
Source: RefSeq, a predicted model, not a curated record
AUUGCCCGUAUUGUUUAACACUAUCCCGCACGGUGCGAGAACAUCCAAAAAUGGACGCCACCGUCGUCGCCAUCGCCGACGACCAUGAUGACUCCGACUGCCGCCGCCCCCUGCUCGCCCAGAACGAAGAGAUCCACCUCUACACAGAGCCCCCUAACCGUCAACAUCCUCCACUGGAUGCUGCGGCGACGCAGCUCGAGGAGCAGCGGAAGCCGGAGAGAGUGGCCUCUCUGGACGUGUUCCGCGGCUUCACCGUUGCCAUGAUGAUACUCGUGGACGACGCCGGCGGGGCGUGGCCGGGCAUCAACCACGCGCCGUGGUUCGGGGUUACGGUGGCGGACUUCGUCAUGCCUGCCUUCCUCUUCAUCAUCGGCGUCUCCGCCGCACUCGUAUUCAAGAAAAUGGCAAACAAGACAGCUGCAACUAAGAAGGCUGCAAUUCGGGCUUCAAAACUUUUCAUAUUGGGUGUGAUUUUGCAAGGGGGAUACAUUCAUGGACGACACAAAUUAACUUAUGGUGUUGAUUUGGAUCAUAUUCGAUGGCUAGGUGUGUUGCAGAGGAUAGCUAUUGGAUACUUUGUAGCAGCAAUGUCAGAGAUUUGGCUUGUCAACAAUAAUUUGAGGAUAGCUAUUGGAUACUUUGUAGCAGCAAUGUCAGAGAUUUGGCUUGUCAACAAUAAUUUGAGGAUAGCUAUUGGAUACUUUGUAGCAGCAAUGUCAGAGAUUUGGCUUGUCAACAAUAAUUUGGUGGAUUCACCUGUACCAUUUGUGAAUAAAUACUUCAUAGAGUGGUUCAUGGCCAUAGCUAUUACAGUACUUUAUGUUGCCUUGGUAUUUGGCCUUUAUGUUGCAAACUGGGAAUUUGAAAUUCAAACUAGCAAUUCAACCCUUUCUAUCCCAAGCAAUUCAAUUGAAACAAAGAUGAUCCAAUGUGGAGUCAGAGGUAGUCUUGGACCACCUUGCAAUGCAGUUGGCUUGGUAGAUCGAGUUUUGCUUGGUGAAAAUCACCUAUAUAAGAACCCAGUCUACAAAAGGACAAAGGAAUGCAGUAUUAAUUCUCCUGAUUAUGGACCACUUCCUCCGAAUGCACCAGAUUGGUGUCUGGCUCCAUUUGAUCCUGAGGGUUUAUUAAGUACGCUGAUGGCUGUGGUUACUUGUUUUGUUGGUUUGUUCUUUGGACAUGUUUUAAUUCAUUGCAAGAAUCAUUCACAGCGAAUGCUAAUAUGGCUGCUAGCUUCUGUGGUGCUGACAAUCUCUGCGUAUUUAGUGCUAUUAUUAGGCAUGCCUUUUAGCAAGCCUUUGUAUACAGUGAACUACAUGCUACUCACUGGAGGAGUAUCUGGGUUCUUGUUGCUGCUGUUGUACUACAUAGUUGAUGUUAUUCAUAUUAAGAAGCCCUUCGUACUAUUCCAAUGGAUGGGCAUGAACGCACUUAUAGUCUAUGUUCUCGCUGCUUGUGAGCUAUUCCCCACCCUUAUUCAAGGGUUUUAUUGGCGGUCACCUGAGAACAACCUGGUGGAUGUUACUGAAUCCCUGCUCCAGGCCAUCUUCCAGUCGAAACGAUGGGGCACCUUGGUGUUCGUCCUCCUAGAGAUAGUCUUUUGGUGCUUGGCCGCCGGCUUCCUGCACAUGAAAGGCGUUUACUUGAAACUGUAGAACCAAAUCGUGGACAGUUCUCUGAUGGAACGGAAUUGACGUCCUGCAAACAUUGGUGGAAGGCCCGGUAUCCCUGUUUUUUCUGUAAAUGCAACGCGAUUCUGGAACCAUGGGUGUAGCGGUUGAUUACAGGACGUUGUGGUCCCAAGGUCCUCCAACUCAUCCGCCUCCAUGCACACCAGGAAAACAUCUUGCUGAAAGUCACAAGCGUUUCACCACGUGAAGACCCAGUCUGAUGGUCUUUCAGUUGUUUGGUAAAACUGUUUCUGUUUUCCUGCAGAAAUCAUUUCUAGUUUCUAGUGAUUUUGGAAACCAGGAUGUUUCUGUUUAUCACUUGUAAUCUUGGGUAAAUCUCAAAAACGUAGUGUAUUUUGCUAAUGAUUCCACGAUGAAGUGAGUGAGUGGACAUGUACACAGUAGACAGUAUGAAAGUAUGUAUGAACCGUCGAUCACCGUAUAAUCCAUCUACUCCAACUCAUUGCAGUGAAAUGCUGUGUUGUACCUCCAAGUUCUGGCCUCUCAGGCAUGUACAUAUCAAUGGAAAAUGCUGUACCGUUUAAUUUCA